GCCACUGUCAGCGUCUUCAUUGCAGUACGAAUCAUCGGACUGCACGCAUGUCCGUACCAGUAAUUUAUGACUAAGUCGUGCCUGUGAUUUGUUUACAUGCUGUGAUUUUCAUCAUGAGCUCGCUCAAGACUAUCUCAGUGUUGUUAUUAGUGCAAUUAAUAUGUCAGUGUUCACAGGGGCAGCAGAAGCCAAAGUUCUUCCGGAAAGACUACACUUUCAUAGAGGAGUCCCAGGCGUUUUAUAAAAUACAUACGAUACACAGGACAUGGCCAGAUGCGAGGAAGAGAUGUGCCAUGGAGGGGGCCAGUUUGUUUUACGCUGAAGAUGAGGUUGAGGCAGACGCUGUGAUGGGUUUAUGGAAUAGGACACAGCCGUUUUCGUGGGUGUAUGUUGGAAUUUCGGAUUUGUUGGCGAAAGGAGUUUGGGAAACAAUUGACGGUCGCCCAAUACUAGACGUGUUCAGCAACUGGGGUCCCGGCGAGCCAAACGACGCGAACAACGUGGAAGACUGCGUGAUCUGGCGGCGCGACAACUCGCUUAACGACGUCCGAUGUGACCACAAAUAUCCCUUCAUCUGCAAGAAAAGCCUGCUCGAUCUGGACUGGAACACGCUUUGUGAUAUGCCUGAUCCCAGUUACCACUACAACAAAGAUUUCGGCAAAUGCUACAAGUUCCACCUCUCCCCAAUGAACUGGACGGACGCCCACGCCGUGUGCAGCGCAGAACAGUCGUAUUUAGCCAUCAUCAACAGCCAAUCUGAGGCUGACUAUCUGGUCAAGAUCACUGAGGAGGCCCCGAAGAGCAAGAUUAAAGGGAACUUUCUGAGCGGAGCGGUGUAUCUUGGCUUUCACAAUAGGGAAAAUGACGGGUGGAAAACUAUUAAAGGCACCUCACUAGCAGACAGCGGCUACACGGGCUGGGGCAACCAGCAGCCGGACGGCGGCGACAAUGAGCCCUGCGGUUCCAUGUUCUAUAACGGCCGCCUGAACGACCUCGGAUGCUUUCAACGGUGCUUCUUCAUAUGCGAACACGAUAUAGGCCUGCUUAGUGGCGCUAUAGAGGAGAGGUUCGGUGACUGAGGUGUAGAUUUGGACCAAGUUAACUCUGUACAGACUUUGCAAUGACAGUGUCGAAGUGCAUAAACGUCAAAUUUCUAUGAAAAUGUGACAGCACUUAUAAAGCACUUCGGCAAGUCAAAGUUGGUGUAGAGUUAGUUACCUUAGUCCGACUAUACCUAUUUGUGCACUGUUUAUAUAUCCCACUUACUAAAAGUUCCCCAACGUCCAGCCCCAACGAUUAAUUGCUUAUUGACUUAGCUCUAUGAAGAGGUUUCCCUUUCAGAGAUACCGCUAAAAUGAAACCUUCCUAUUUCAAAAAAUUAUGACACCUGCAUGUGCUGUCAUCGCGCUAGACCCCAGUCCUUCACUUUAAACAUAAACGAGCAACAUUCGAUUCUAUCUUUACGAUGAGAAAGUGUAAAAUGGCAUAAUAAGCGUUAUAAUCGAUACCCCCGAGAGGUUAGCGCUUAGAAACGGGUAUUCAGCUUACCCGUAUUAUGAAGCGCUUAAAAAGCCAAAUGAAAGGGUAUUAGUUAGCAACGACUUCGAAAUACCCCUUCCAAAACCCUAUAAGGGGAUCCCGUUUCCAGUACAAAAUGAACACACACUAAAUGUUCUAGUUUUCAAAAUCAAACAAGUUUAAUUCCCGAGGCUCCGCGCCCCCCACUUUGAAAACCCCUGCCAUAUGGUAAUCCAUGAUGGAUGGCAACACCAUCUAUUAACUCUGACCAGAACUGCACCCGUCUAAGGCGGUAGGCAACGUCCUUGGAGAUUUAACUGUACCUACUUAUACUUAAUUUUUACAAAAUAAUCAGUCUUGUCUAAUGCUAAAAAUAAUUAAUUAAUAUUGCAAGAAAAAAUCAUUAAACUUAAACUUUAAACACAUACGUGUUCUUGGCACGGAAUGUGUUAAAUGACCAAAUCUGUCAUUGUAUUACAAAACCAGACCGUCUUGCGUUGUGUUGCGCAGACAGAGUUGCGUUCUCGCGCGCGAGUCCAUACUUGAAGUCGCGCAAGAACGCAACUCACGCCAGCAGGUCAGGUUGUAAAAGUAAAAAAAAAUAUCGGCACUGAAACUGGCACUUUAGUAUCUGGGAUAUAAAACAGUUUAAUGUUUUAAAACUAAGUACUUACAAGUUUUGUAUCUGCACUGCGAACUUAGGUCGUUCAAUGCCAUUGAUAAAGUAACCGAUGAUUGUUUCGAAUCGCCCGGUAGAAAGUAGCUUAGUUUAGUGCUAAAUGUAGAUACACCUAGUCUACAUUUAGCACAAAACUACUAUUUAACUAAACUAAUGCUGUGGAAUGAGCUCCCUGCUGAGGUUUUCCCGAGGGGCUACAGUAUGGGGGUUCUUCAAAAAAGGAGUAUACAGGUUUUUAAAGGGUCGGCAACGCGCGUGUAAUAUAUCCGGGGUUGCAGGCGUCCAUAGGCUACGGUAACUGCUUACCAACAGGCGGGCCGUAUGCUUGAUUGCCACCGACGUGGUAUAAAAAAAAACUAAAACCUACCUCUUUAUUUUUUUCUAUUCAUCUCAUUUGUAAUUUUGUGUACUUAAUCAGAAAAGCUGG
This is a messenger RNA of Cydia strobilella, 2624 nucleotides long. It is a transcript of the gene CTL10, whose product is annotated as macrophage mannose receptor 1-like. The record is from RefSeq and is a predicted model, not a curated record. Gene Ontology annotation, molecular function: signaling receptor activity. The transcript has 5 exons. Bases 114 to 1079 code for a protein of 321 amino acids. NCBI's taxonomy places the organism in Eukaryota, Metazoa, Arthropoda, Insecta, Lepidoptera, Tortricidae.